Molecule: messenger RNA, 651 nt
Organism: Drosophila mauritiana
Lineage: Eukaryota; Metazoa; Arthropoda; Insecta; Diptera; Drosophilidae
Gene: CheB98a
Exons: 3
Coding region: 5-598 (197 amino acids)
Source: RefSeq, a predicted model, not a curated record
UAUAAUGGAUGUCAAAAUAAUUAUACUUGUGCUCGUCUCCCUAUUUUACAAGGCAAAUGGCGCCAUUUACGAACUCUCUGUGGCCGAUGAACAAAUAUUUAGAAGCUGCCCCAAUCCUGAGCCAGGCACCCUCGACAUCCAUGGACUCUUUGAUUUAUCAGAGUUCUCCGCUUCCAUGGAUGCGGAUGGACUGACUGUAAGCGGAAAUCAGACCUUGCUGUGGGACAUCCAACGCGGGGAUCGCGUACAGCUGUCCAUUAAGCUCUUCUACUUCGAUCGGGGCACGUGGACGUCAACUCCUUUCUCUAUAUAUUCCAAGGAUUUCUGUAAAACCAUGUAUGAUAAAAGUAAUAUACUUUAUGAGCCCUGGACAGGACAUGUCAUAAACGAUGUGAAGGAUCUUUGUAUAAAUGCUCCAGGGACGAAGCUCAUUCUGGAGACCUAUUUCCUCAGUUUGUCCGCCUCAGUUAUCGCCCCACUUCGUGAAGGUCGCUACAAGGCCACCAUUAUUUUUCGAGCCUUCGACUCCAAGGGAACUGAGAGGCCCACCCGCAUUUGCUGCGAAGUAGUAGGAGAUGUUUUUAAGAUUAGAAACUAACGUGAAAUACUUUUCAACAACUGAUUGAAGUAAAGUUAAUAAUCAAACAUACG